Molecule: messenger RNA, 1737 nt
Organism: Dicentrarchus labrax (European seabass)
Lineage: Eukaryota; Metazoa; Chordata; Actinopteri; Moronidae
Gene: sdf2
Product: stromal cell-derived factor 2
Exons: 3
Coding region: 58-741 (227 amino acids)
Source: RefSeq, a predicted model, not a curated record
UAGCGAAAAAUAAUACAAAUCUCAGAGAGGCAUCGGCGGCUGUCUGGUGUAGUAGGAAUGGGUAACUUAAACUGUGCUGUUCUCCCACACUCUCUGCCAGCACUAUUAUUGUUCUUAUUAUCCUUUAUAUUCGGACUGUCGCUUAGCACGGAGCUGGAUUUUGUGACCUGCGGAUCAGUCAUUAAAUUGUUAAAUAUAAAGCACAAUGUGAGACUACACUCGCACGACGUACGCUACGGUUCCGGUAGUGGACAGCAGUCUGUAACAGGGGUGACUGCAGUGGAAGACAGCAACAGCUACUGGAGUGUUCGAGGGACAAGUGACGCCUUGUGCCAUCGAGGUACCCCGGUCAAGUGUGGGCAGACGAUCCGCCUCACCCAUGUCAACACAGGCCGUAACCUGCACAGCCACUACUUCGCCUCACCGCUGUCCUCCAACCAGGAGGUGAGUGCAUUCGGCGACGAAGGAGAAGGGGAUCACCUGGACGAGUGGACGGUUCAAUGUGGGGGAUCUGUAUGGAAGCGCGAGGAGGCCGUCCGCUUCCGCCACAAGGCCACUGAUGCUCUGCUGUCUGUGACGGGGGAGCAGUAUGGACGGCCGAUCCACGGUCAGAGGGAAGUUCACGCCAUGUCGAACCCCAGCCAGCACAGCCUGUGGAAGGCCAUGGAGGGCAUCUUUAUGAAGCCCAGUGAGAGCCCGGUGGGCAGCCGCGACUACGGUCACCCACACACAGAGUUCUGACCUCGAUUUUUCUUCUCUGCUUUUGUCACUAUGUCUCUGUGUACCCCUGUAUUCCUACCUCUGUCCCUAAUUACGCCUGUACCAGCAGCCUCUAUUCCUAGCCCCCUUCUCCUGUCUCAUUUCCCUCUCAUCAACCUUUGACUGUCAUCUUUUGAGGAGACUGUGCCAAAGUCUGUCACAAAUCAGGGUACAAUAACUUCAUCUUAUCAAUCUUUAACAAUGUCUCUCACAUUCAUUGUGUUGUAGGAAACACUACUUGAAUCCUCAGAGAUCCAGCAGCUACACUCAGACAGCUAACAAUAUUUAAAUAGCAUCAUUGUUUGCCUUAAUGGGUACAAAAACACAUAAAUGUAUGAAAAAUGCUGUUUUACAGUAUAAAUAAUACUCUUUAUUACAGUUUAUGACACUUUACAUCCAAGAAGAGGUGGUCCUCUCAGCUGUUAUUUAUUGUUAAAUGACUGCCAUUAGCAGUGACGCUACAACAAAGACGGCAGUGCAUGUUUUGCAGAUCAGUCAAUUUAAGUCAUCAAGUGAGUCUUGUGUUUUGUUGGACUAAAAAAAAAACAUUGUUACACUUGUGCCUUUUAUCCUUUUUAAGAAGUAGUAGGUGUUUACAUUGUUGAGCCUUUUAAACUUUUGGAAACACAAGAAUUUUAUUGUGUUUUUAUGGUAUUUGUAAGCCAUAUUCUACUCAACCAACGGAUAAGCAGAGUUACUAUGGUAAAUUACCUUUUUUUCCCCCUUUAGGUCAGACUCAGUGUUGCAUAUAAAGUAUCCCACACUAUCUGAUAUGAGAGAAUAAGCAGCUUUUUUAAAUGUAUAUCAUUGAACUAGAUGCUGUUUGAUCAGUUUCCAAGUGCUGGGAGAAAGUACAGUGUUUUACAGUCAUGCUGUCUGUGCAUGCAUAUGUGUUAGAGAAACUCUUUGUUCCAGAGGUUCAUAUGAGCUACAAACAUGCAAUGGAUACCUCAUAUUAAAUACAUUUUUUAUGCAUAA